Molecule: messenger RNA, 1802 nt
Organism: Pantherophis guttatus
Lineage: Eukaryota; Metazoa; Chordata; Lepidosauria; Squamata; Colubridae
Gene: SLC2A2
Product: solute carrier family 2 member 2
Biological process (GO): dehydroascorbic acid transport
Cellular component (GO): plasma membrane; brush border
Molecular function (GO): D-glucose transmembrane transporter activity
Source: RefSeq, a predicted model, not a curated record
AAUUCUCUCAUGUUGUCUGCCACCAACUGUCUCUCCUUCUCCUCCUCCCCUUGGGAAUCGUAUACGAUCAACUAUGCCUCUCCAGCUCUUUAAGCAACAAAUCUAAUAAAAGUCGGAAACUCAUCUUUUGCACAACUCUUUUGAGCAAGUGACUACCAGCAAUCAUGGAUCCAAUGACAAGAAACACGUUGAUGGGCGUGAAACCUAAACAGCGGUUAACAAAGGAUGUCACAUUUACUUUGUUUCUCUCAGUCUUUACUGCAGUUUUGGGUUUUUUCCAAUAUGGCUACUGUAUUGGAGUCAUCAACGCUCCUCAACAGAUCAUAAUGACGCACUAUGCAAAGGUCCUGGACAUUGAAAGUACUAAAAAUUCCACUGGCAGUUUUUUAAUUGAAGAAGUAUUGAAAGAUCCAACGCUCAUGAUGCUUUGGUCCUUGUCUGUCUCUAUGUUUGCUGUUGGCGGGAUGAUUUCCUCCUUCACUGUUGGCUGGAUUGGGGAAAACAUGCCACGAGUGAGAGCCAUGCUACUGGUGAAUGUUUUUGCAAUCUCUGGGAAUAUAAUUUUUGUAAUGGCAAAAAGUGGCCCUUCUCACAUCCUGGUAAUUAUUGGAAGAGUCUUAACAGGCUUGCAUGGUGGACUCUCAUCUGGACUUGCUCCAUUGUAUGUUGGAGAAAUAGCUCCAACUGCUCUCCGUGGAGCUCUGGGCACCCUGAAUCAGCUGGCUAUUGUUAUAGGUAUUCUCAUCAGCCAGGUUUUGGGACUGGAUAUUUUGUUGGGCACAUCAAAAUGUUGGCCAUUACUUCUGUCCCUGUCAGGUGGUGCUGCUGUCUUACAGAUUUUUCUGCUCCUAAUUUGUCCAGAAAGUCCCAGAUACAUGUACAUAAAAUGUGGAGAUGUUGAAGGAGCCCAAAAAAAUUUACUAAAACUGAGAGGACAAAACUAUGAUCCCACCAAAGAAAUUGAGGAAAUGGAGAAAGAGAAAGAAGAAUUGUCAAAAGAAAAACCUGUCUCCAUUUGGCAGCUGGCUACAACUGAGACUUACCGCCAGCCAUUCAUAGUGGCCAUAGGCGUUCAUAUUGCUCAACAGUUUUCUGGAAUUAAUGCUAUUUUCUACUACUCUACUGACAUUUUCAACAAAGCUCAUGUUAAGAAGCCUAUUUAUGCAACCAUAGGUGUCGGCUUUGUGAAUACGGUGUUCACCGUUGUUGCUCUUUUCCUGGUGGAGAAAGCAGGGAGACGUAUCCUCUUUAUGGCCGGUCUGUUAGGCAUGAUGGUGUGUACCAUAACAAUGACUCUUGGGCUCCUACUUCAGCCCAAGAUUGAGUGGAUGAGCUAUGUCAGCCUGGUUUCCGUCUUCCUCUUUGUGUCCUUUUUUGAAAUUGGACCAGGUCCGAUUCCCUGGUUCAUUGUUGCAGAGUUAUUCAGCCAAGGUCCUCGCCCAGCAGCUGUUGCGAUUGCUGGAUUUUGCAACUGGGUCACCAAUUUCUGCAUUGGAAUGUUCUUCCCAUACCUGGCUAAACUAUUGGGUUCCUACGUCUUUCUGGUCUUUGCGGCCCUCCUCGUCAUUUUCGUCUUAUUUGUUUACUUGAAAGUGCCAGAAACCAAAGGCAAAACCUUUGAAGAGAUUGCAGAAGAAUUCCGCCGCCGAAGCAAGAAAGAUGUCGGGGGACCAACUGAAAUGGAGUAUUUGGGAGCCAACCAAGAGGCUUAGAAGCAUCGCCGCAAGAGGAAGGUUUGGAGUCAAUCCAGUUAUAAACUCUGGAGAAACAGGUUUAAGAAAAUAUAAAUGCCUGGAAAGUUA